AUGGCAAAUGUGCCAGACCUCCUCCAGGGCUGUCUUACCGAGUUCAACUCCUUGAUUACUUCGGAUAGCCUCGCUAGAUAUAUCCCCGAAGUCCCCCUGCAAGCAUGGAAUGAUGAAUUGGGCCGAUUACGAGUAUGGGCCGCAAAUAUCGCUCAGAUCGGACAGUCUUCUUUGGAUUACCGCCUGAGGGAUGCAUCCCAUAUAAAAGACCAGAUCUUGUCGCUUCUGAAGAGAGUCAAAGAGCUGCUCUUAGACCUCGCAGAGGUCCUGGAGGAAGAUGCAGACACCGAGAAUCAAUAUCCACUCGAAGGGGUUGAGGGUCUGGGAGACUACCCCGAAGACGACGACAGCAUAACGGAGGUUCAACAAAUUCAUCAAGGCCUCCUCGAAGCAAUAACCGAUCUCUACCAGAUGUCUAUGAUGAUUCCCCAACCAGCACAUCAUGACCGGCUGAUUGGAACACGAAAAGUGGACGCCGAGCCAUUUGUAUUCUGGGCUAAGCAGCAUGCUUCCAACAAAUAUCCUCACGCAGAUAAAGUGGUGAUCGAUCGACUCAGUUCAACGAUGGCGCGACAAAGAGCCAUUUUGAAAUACCGUGAAAGACACCAUGCGAAGUUGAGCCAUGGCAUUUAUCCAGAAGAUGAGAAGUCGACGAUGCCGCCAGAACCUCCCCUUAACAAUGCAUUUAAGGAGAGAAAUCAACCCGACGAGUUGGCCUCUGAAGAUGGCGUAACCGAAACCUCAUACAAUGACUACCAGUCCGACGGAAUAUACGGAGGCACAGAUAUACCACUGAUUCCUCAAAAGGGGCACCAGCAAAACCCGUUCAAAUGUCCGUAUUGCUUCUACACCAUCACUGUUCGAGAUGAGCAAGCAUGGGCGCGACACAUUCUCCGCGACUUGAUGCCGUAUGUGUGCGUCUUUCCCGAGUGUUCAACGCCAAAUAGGCUAUACGGAAGUAGUCGACAGUGGUACGCCCAUGUCCAGCAAGCACAUCCGAUCACUGAUACUUCUUAUCAAUGUGCCAUUUGCAACCAAAAACACCUUCCUUCUGUUGGGUUCCAGCAGCAUGUGGCUGGGCAUUUACAGAAACUUGCCCUCUUUUACCUGCCACAAGUGAGAACAGACGAAGAUGAAGCCCCGGAAACAAGACAAGAAGAGGAAGCUCAGAGUGCGAAUGCAGAACAACGCCUGGGGUUGAACAGCUUUGACCUGACCGAAAAGAAAGAUAUCGAGAGGAAGAUGCCGAAGGGAAAGUUAAAAAAGGCAGAGUCAAAGGUGCAGCGAGAGACGGAGGAUGAUGAGAGGGAGAAGUUUAUAUUGGAAAUGACCGAGAAGGACAGUCAAAAGCCAUACCGGAUCUCGGAGAAGUCUGAGAAGCAUAUUGCCCACAAGGAAACUGCAAUUGAAAGAUGGAAGCUCGAGCAAGAACGCACCAAGCAGAAGGAAAAGCAGUUUAGAGAACAUCUGCGUAGCAUUGGUUACACCGAGGAGGAGAUUGAACAAAUCAAGAACAAGAAGAACAAGAGAAAUAAAGAAGGGAAGGACGAGACAGAGAAGGAGGAAAAGGAAGAAACGAAGACCACAUGGAUUAAGGUCCACCGUAAGCACCUGAUACCAGAUACAUUGGUGGCAUAUAAUCUGCCUUGGGAUUGGGAUGAGCACGACGCCAACUAUAUUAUUAUCAAAAAGUGGAUAACCGACGAUUUCCAGGAAGAGCUCUUCUUGCACACUCGACGUAUACGCGAGGGAAAAGUUGUCGCCCAAACAUCCACCUCCAUGGCCGGACUGAAGGUCGAUGACCGCAGCAAGGAAAAUAUGUUCUUGGUCCGGAAGAAGAGCCCUAGCGAUCGAUUAAGGAUAUUUGAAUAG
Molecule: messenger RNA, 1872 nt
Organism: Penicillium samsonianum
Lineage: Eukaryota; Fungi; Ascomycota; Eurotiomycetes; Eurotiales; Aspergillaceae
Exons: 3
Coding region: 1-1872 (623 amino acids)
Source: RefSeq, a predicted model, not a curated record